This is a messenger RNA of Paramecium tetraurelia, 2361 nucleotides long. RefSeq lists its product as uncharacterized. The record is from RefSeq and is a predicted model, not a curated record. The transcript has 3 exons. Lineage: Eukaryota; Ciliophora; Oligohymenophorea; Peniculida; Parameciidae.
AUGAUAAUUUUAUUGCUGAUUUAAACAUGCUACAGUUCCAGUUUAUUUGAUAACUCAACGAAUAAUAACAUUACAGAUCUAUUCACUAGAUGUAAAAUUAAGGGAGAGAAUAAAGACAAUCUAUUAUUUCAGUGUUCAUAAAUGAAUGCCAUUAUUUCUAAAUCAUCAUUGAAUGAUGAAUUCAUCUACGCAUAUUCCUUCAAUAAAACAGAAGAUGUGUAACUAAGCAACAUGCUUCUAAGCGAAUUGCUCAUAGAUCCAGAAACUCAACAGUACCAUAUUAAAUUGCAAGUUUUAUACAAUUCAUACUAUGGAGAUCUGCUGUAGAUGAUUACGUCUCUUUCAGUUCAUAAAUACUCAUUCUAUAAUUACUAAGCAACUGUGAUUGAUGGGAUCUUGAACAUGAUUGGACUUCUAGUAAGUCAUAUCAAUGAACAGUAUUUUACGUGUUAUUUUAUUCCAAUUCAUCCAAGUAGGGUCAAUUCUUUUCCAUUGAAGGCACUCAACUUUACUUGUGAUACCACUUGUGAUAUAAAGGGAUUUUCACAAUAUUACAAUAAAUAAAGAAAUAGCCUAAUAAUAGUUAUUGCAGAAACGAAUAUCUUAAAUCUGUUGGAGUACUCUUUUUUGGAUUGGCAAUUGAGAUAUGUUUCGAAAUAUUCCGUUUCUGACUUUCUUGAUAGAAAUGAGACCAUUAUGGAAUUAAAAUCAUUUGAAGAUUAUUUACUAGUUGAAUUACAAACUUGUUAAGCAUUAUUUUCGAUUUCCUCCAUUGUUUUUGAAGUUCAACUCUUAAAAUUAUUCUCCAAGUCCCCUUUACAUCUUGAUCAUAACACUAAUCUGAUAUUUUAGAAAAUCAACAAUUAAACUUAAGUCUAUUACAUAGAAAAUAAUAAAAAUUGGUUAACUUAACAAUAAGUUAUUUAAAAAUAGAUCUUAGAUGCUCCUUUUACUGAUUCCAUAUUUGUUCUAAAUGAAAGGUAAUUCGUUUUUAUUUAUGACAACAUGGAAAUAUUAACAAUAUAAAUGGAUAUAUAACAGAAUAUCAUUCAGGAGAUGGAGUGUUUAAACGAAUUUACCCAAUUUCCAUAUCCCAAUUAUUAAUCUAUACUAUAUUAACUCCAAUUCUUAGGAGAGGACUUAGAAUAAAAUUCUUCUAAAAUUGCACCUCUCGAGGAAUUGUAGAAUUAUACUUCUUGUCUUAAGCCUUGUGAUCUUUUAUAUUAUAACUAUGAGAUCUCUUUAGUUCCAUACGAAUAAUAAUGUAUUAGUUCUGAGUUAUAUUAAUAAUUUACUGAUUAUUGCAGUUUCCAAAGCAGUUGCUCAAAAUGUAACACUCAAAUUGGUUGCAAUUGGCAAAAUGAUUCUUGCCAAAAGGAAACUCAAAUGUAUGAGAUUGAUUUAUCCUCAAAUGAGUAAAGUUCCAAGUGGUAUUAUGGUAAGAUAUGGUAAUGUGAGGAAAUAUAAUCGCAAUCCUCCUCGGCCUUUUGCGACUACAAUUAAACUGAAUUUUCAUUGAACAAACAAUUUACCUAUUAAGGGAAGAUUAGAAAAGGGCAAAUUUGUUCUUGGUUCUAUGACGCUGAGGAAAUUCAGCAAUUCAACAUAUUUUUCAAGGCUGACCUCGUGAAAAUCCCUUCUUAUGUUUAGAUAUCCAUAUGUUUAGGUUUAAAUAAGAACGAGAUUUGCACUUAAAUGAAUUUUGUACCAUGGGAUCUCAAUUAGACCACUACCUAUCCCUUCAAAGCCUAUUACUUUAGAUACACUAUUAUAUUUGUUGAAGAUAAUUUGGCUAAUAAUAUUUCGUUCUCUUUUUAUAAUUCUCCUCCAAUUUCAAUGGCAGAACGACUCAAAUCUUCUUUGCUGUAGAUGUUGGUUUGGCUCUUAUGCGGCAUUUUCCUAUUUUGUAUCAUGGGAUACAUGGCUAAGAGAAGACUAUAGUAUUUGGUAGCCCAAACCAUAGACAACGAUCUAAUCUACAUUGCACCCUACUUACAAAAUUAGGUUCCUUUGUCGAAUGAGAGAUUGAAGAAUGUGAUGCAGAAUUUAAUUGACUAAGAAAUUAUUACGAAGUAUCCAUCUGACCCUUCUUUAUUGUUGUAUGGAGAGGAUUAGUGUUCAUUUUGCUUUGAUUAAUUUGAUGUUUCCUAAUUCGUAGCUCAAUUAUUUUGUGGACAUGUUUAUCACUACAAUUGUUUUGAGGAUUGGAUGAGAAUCAAAGGGUUUUUUGAUAAAUGUCCAAUUUGCAAUUAGAAAGCAGAUUACUUCUUAGCCAACAAAGAAGAGUAUGCAAUCAUUAAAUCUUAAAUUUUGGACAGAUUAAAUGAGUCGGAUAAUCAUACUUCUCAUUUAAUUAAAUGA